Molecule: messenger RNA, 1848 nt
Organism: Penaeus chinensis
Lineage: Eukaryota; Metazoa; Arthropoda; Malacostraca; Decapoda; Penaeidae
Product: ionotropic receptor 21a-like
Exons: 5
Coding region: 1-1848 (615 amino acids)
Cellular component (GO): membrane
Molecular function (GO): glutamate-gated receptor activity
Source: RefSeq, a predicted model, not a curated record
AUGUUGCUGUCUUCGCUCUUGUUGCUCGGCGUGUUAUCUUUUGUGCCAGGGAGUGGCGCCCAAAAGAGGCGCACGCCGGACUCCCACCUAGAGUCUCUAAGGGGCAUCGUGGAAGGUCCUCUGGCAGGGUGGAAUGCGGUGUUCUACCUCGACCCCAGUCUGGAGGCGCACGUCUGGGAAUACGCCCGAGGUCUUCUCGUCGGCCGGAACGCAUCCUACGUCUUGGUCGACCUGGGGUCGGACGGCGCUCUGUGGUCGGAGGAGCAGCCGCUGGAACUGCUCCGGGGGGCCUUCAUGGUCCACGUGGUCGUGUUCCAAAACGACCCAAGGCCUUUCUUUGAAGCGGUCUCCCUCCAGUGGAAUCCUCAGUACCUACUCUUCUUCAGCGUGUCGAACGAGACCAAGAGUAACUUGCUUCUGGAAGAUACCUUCAAGGGUAUCGAGAGAUUACUGCUUGUUGAGAAAACGUACCUGGCAAGCUCUACAAGUAAACCCGUGUCAGGAAUUUUUUCCUCGUUUCCGUUCGAAGAGAGAAUGAUCAGAUCUAUUGGCAGCUGGAGCAGCGCAAGAUUUACCGUGAGAGAAGACCUCUUUGUCGAUCGCUUUAAGUCAUUUAGAAAUUACGAAUUCCAGCUCGGAACGUGGUUCGACGAUUUCCCUUACCUCCACCAAUCGAAGACGAAACCAGAGGGCUACGGCGAUGGCGUGGAGGUUGAGAUGCUCGACGCCAUGUCCAGAGUGCUAGACUUCAAGUACAAUUUCACGACGGAGCCGCCGGACCUGAAGUGGGGGGCCUUCGAGAACGGCUCGUGGACGGGGAUGCUGGGGAUGGUGCACCGCAAGGAGAAGAACUUCACCGUCAACUACUUCGUCAUCACAGGCGAGAGAGUCGACGCCUUCGACGCCUCCGUCUCCUACUGGAUGGAGGGAUUCGGGAUGUCGAUGCUGUCCCCGCCGUCGCUUCCGAAGUGGAGGGGAGCUUACUAUCCUUUCACGUCCUCCGUAUGGCUCUCCCUCGCCGUCACCUUCGUCCUCGUCUUAAUCAUAAUGACAGUACAGGAUAUACUGCAGCCCGAACCCUUUCUGGGUGGCGUGGGCUCCACGUGGCCGUACCUCCUGCGGGCGAUGUUCAACAGUAGCAUCCCGCGCCUGCCGAAGGCCCAGUGGCAGCGCCUGUUCGUGGGGUCUUGGUGGCUGUACUGCUUCAUCGUGACCACCGCGUACACGGCCAACCUCAUCGCCUUCCUCACCAUCCCGGUCUUCCCCGCGCGCAUCCAGACCGUCCAACAGCUCGCAGAGAGCGAUUACAGAGUGUCCAUGUUCGACUACGGGGAGUUCGUGCCCGGGGCCCUGAAGUCAUCUCGGGACCCUCACUACAGGGCCCUCGGGGAGAAGUUGGACCUGUUCCCGACCUACGACGGCUCCGUACACCCCAUGCUCCAGGGAACGCAUGCCUACAUCGAAAGCUAUUCUUAUAAUCGGAUUCUUAUCUUUGUGGACUAUGAGGCGGAUAACUCGUACAUGUUGAGGGAGCAGCUGUACCCGGGCCACCUGUGCUGGUACUUCCAAAAGAACACGGCCUGGAAGUACAAGUUCGACCAUGGGAUACGACGUCUUGUGGAAUCCGGUCUGAUCGCUCACUGGAUCAAAGUCAAAACCGAGGACUUCCUGGGCCGUGACUUCGAGCGCCGGCAGCAGCUGCGGGACAAGGAGCGGCUCAACCAAGCCCUGAGCCUCGACCACCUACAGGGCGUGUUCUUCAUCCUCGCCAUGAGCUGGGCGGCGGGCGUCCUCGUGUUCGCCGGCGAAGUCCUACGACACCGCUGCCUUCUUCAGGAGCUAGACUAA